Dermacentor silvarum is the source of this 734-nucleotide messenger RNA. Its product is annotated as juvenile hormone acid O-methyltransferase. Gene Ontology annotation, molecular function: S-adenosylmethionine-dependent methyltransferase activity. The coding region runs from base 182 to 661 and encodes 159 amino acids. The record is from RefSeq and is a predicted model, not a curated record. The transcript is spliced from 3 exons. NCBI's taxonomy places the organism in Eukaryota, Metazoa, Arthropoda, Arachnida, Ixodida, Ixodidae.
UGUCUACUGCGGGGCCGCCGAGACAUCACGCUAGCAGUGACACUGUGGACACGUAUGGUGUGGCGGGGUGCGUGGAAUUGUACGACGCAGUCAUUGCACCCUUCGCCCCCACCAUCGCUGCCUUGCUGGAUUCUUUCGAGCAGGCGUUCCUGAUACACCUGACCUCAAUGUGGGAAAGGCAAUGGACGAGGCCCGAACUAAAGAGGAAAGCCAGUUCCUCGACGUCGGUUGUGGCUCGGGAAGCUUCACAAAGAAGCAUCUGCUGCCACGCCUGCCACCUUCGUGCAAGAGGCUCGUAGCGGUCGACAACUCAGAUGCUAUGCUGAAAUUUGCCGGCGAAAACCGCGCGGACCCUCGGAUUGAGUACCGCAAACUGGACAUCGUCGCGGACGAGGACGUCACACGGUUCGUGCAGGCGGAAGGUCAUUUCCAGAGAGUGUACUCCUUCCUCGCCUUCCACUGGAUAGCGGAUCAUCGCCAUGCUCUGAAGAAUGUCGAGACGCUCUUGGCGCCAGGCGGGGAAUGCUUCCUUCUCUUCUCUGCUGGCUGCUUGACCGUGUUCGACGUCUUCAUGGCCAUGAUGGAGUCGCCUAGGUGGAAGAAGUACUCUAAUGUAAUCAAUCAGCGGCCGCAAUUCAACGUCAUCCCGUUGCUGGCGUGAAAGAUCGGCGGUGUCCACGACUCCCAGAAAGACCGUGUCGUCGUCGUCUUGUGCUGCCGCCUCAACAGGAGAC